CAUCAUGGCUGCAAGGGGAAAAAACAAUGUCUUACAAACGCGUUAGUUCUGGGAUUCUGUCUUUGUGUAUCUAAAUGAAGCAAAACAAAGAAGACUAAAGAAUAGCAUUCACUCGAAUACUUAUUUAUCUGUCCACUUACGUAGCUGCUGUGAUUUUGGAAUGUUUCGGCGCGGCGCAGGAAAGAGGGAUCACAACAACAAGCCGGUGAAGAAGGAUGUGAGUGACAGCGAUAAAUAUGCAGACCUCCUGGUUUUCGGCUAUGCGUGCAAGGUGUUCCGAGACGACGAGAGGGCUCUAUUCCACGAGCAUGGCAAACAUCUUAUCCCGUGGAUGGGAGACAAGGACAUCCUGAUUGAUAGGUACGAUGGGCGCGGUCACUUGCAUGACCUCUCUGAGUACGAUGCGGGCUCGUGGAACAGAGACUACCAGCUGUCAGAGGAAGAGGCCCGGAUCGAGACCCUGUGUGACGAGGAGAGGUACCUUGCCAUGCAUACCGACCUGCUGGAGGAGGAGGCAAGACAAGAGGAAGAGUACAAGCGCCUGAGCGAGGCUCUGGCAGAUGAGGGCACCUACAAUGCAGUCGGCUUCCGCUACAGCGCUGACUACUAUGACCCCUCACAACCCACUGAGGAGGAGGAGGCCAACAGAGAGAUGGCAGAGGAAGCCGAGUCGGAGGAGAACGAGGAACCCUUUGUUGCCCCCCCAGGUCUGGUCAUCCCCCCGGAUAUGGAACUGCCGGCGACCACCAAGACCCACGCCAUCAUCGAGCGGACUGCCAACUUUGUGUGCCAGCAGGGGGCGCAGUUUGAGAUCGUCCUGAAAGCCAAGCAAUCUGGGAACUCCCAGUUUGACUUCCUGCGGUUCGACCACUACCUGAACCCUUACUACAGGCACAUCCUCCGCGCCAUGAAGGACGGCCGCUACGUCCGACCCUCUGACAGCAAGCAGGACCAGUCUCAGGAAUCCCAGUCGGAUUCAGACGACGACGGCGACGGGAACUACCUCCACCCGAGCCUCUUCGCUCCGAAGAAGAGCUCUCGUCUGGAGGAGCUGAUGAAGCCUCUACAAGUCAUGGACCCAGACCACCCCCUGGCAGUGCUGGUUAGGAAAGCCCGGCAGGAACAGAAUGGAGCCGCCACCGCUGCCAUGGUAACCCGUCUGGAGGAAGUGUCAGAGCCAGCUGUGACCACGACACCAGCAGAAUACGCUGCUGACUCCAACGUAGCCGCAAUGUAUUAUGGGUAUUGUAUGCUUCCCGACGGGAGCUACUGCUUAGCCCCGCCUCCCCCGGGCAUCGACGCCAACGCCUACUACAGCUCCCUACCCUCGGGCAUGAUGGGACAGGCCUCCUCCACCGGAGCCCCGCCUCCUCCCGGGACCACGCCCCCUCCGCCUCCUGAGCCUAUCAUCACAGCAGCUCCGGUCGCAGCCCCUCCCCAGCGUGCCCCCGUCACCACGCCCCCUGUCGUAGCAGAGAUCAGCUCCAAGCCCCAGGCCCCAGCCCCACUGUCUGCUCCAACCCCAACCCCGGCCCCAACCGCAGCCAUCAUCCCCCCGCCCCCUGACAUCCAGCCCGUCAUCGACAAGCUGGCCGAGUACGUGGCCAGGAACGGCGACAAGUUUGAAACCAGCGUCCGCGCCAAGAACGACCCUCGGUUCGACUUCCUGCAGUCCUGGAACCAGUACAACACCUAUUACGAGUUCAAGAAGCAUUACUUCAUGCAGAAGGAGGGAAACAGCCGGGCAGAGAGAGCCUCCAAUCCCUACAGCGUGGGGCCGGAGGAGGAGGAGGCAGACGACAAACCGCUGAAAGAUGCCAAGCUAAUUAAAGGGUCCUUCGCGCCGAUCUGUUUCGCCAUCAAGGCCAAAGAGAACGACAUGCUGCCGCUGGAAAAGAACCGCGUGCGACUGGACGACGACUCGGACGACGACCCGGACAAGGUGCUGGAGGAGGCGGGGCUGGAGGCCAUCAUGGGCGGGGCCGAGGCCAUUCUCAGGGAGCUGGCCCCGCCCCCGGCGCCCGAGGAGAAGAGGCCCGCCCUCACUCAGGAGGAGCUCGAGGCCAAACAAGCCAAGCAGCGCCUGGAGGACCGUCUGGCGGCGGCGGCCAGGGAGAAGCUGGCCCAGGCCUCCAAGGAGUCCAAGGAGAAGCAGCUGCAGGCGGAGAGGAAGCGCAAGGCGGCCCUCUUCCUCCAGACCCUCCGCGAGCCCCUCGCAGGGGAGGCGGAGGCCAGGCCGCCCGACGACGCCCUUCUGACGCGGGAGCCCCAGCUACCCGAGGUCCAUGUCACCCCCAGCAUCGCCAUGGCUCCCCCCGCGCCCGCCUCCCGCGCCCCCCCGCACCCCCCAGAGCCCAGACCCUCCGACGGGGGGGGAGGAGGGGGCUCCUUCCGGAGCCGAGACGGCCCCUCGUCCUCCGCCUCCCGCGGGGCGGAGCGAGACCGGGGCGGCAGGGAGAGGAACCGCGAGCGGGAGAAGAAGAAGAAGAAGCGCAAGCGGAGGUCCAGGUCGCGGUCCAAAAGCAAAACCAAGUACGGCCUGCCCACCGCCUACAGGAGGCUCCACAGGUCGCGAUCCAGGUCCCCGGGCAGAAAGGACAGGAGGGCUCGCUCGUCCGAGAGAAAGCAGGAGAAGAGAGAGCGGGAGCGCUACGGCCCCGCCAGCUCGUACCGUGUGGGCAGCAGCCCCAGCGUGGCGCGGAGGCACUCCCGAUCCAGGUCCCCCCAUGAGAAGAGGAAGAAGAAGAGCUCGUCCCAGCAGCACCAGACCAAAGGUUCCUCCUGCUCCCCGUUCUCCUCCCCCGGGAGGGCGAGCGGCAAGAAGUCCGCUAGCCCCUCCCCUCCCGUCAGCCCCGCCUCCAGCCUGGAAGACUGCAGGGCGGGCUCCCAGGAGAAAGACAAACAAGUGUCCUCAGCCAUAGUCUCCUCGGUGCAGUCUAAAAUCACUCAGGACUUGAUGGCUAAAGUGCGGGCCAUGCUGGCUGCCUCCAAGACCUUCCAGCCAACCUCCUCCUGAGGCACGGCAUCCCACCAGCGCCGAGGCGGCCCCCCUUCCCCCUCCCCAGCGGCCUCACUGCAACAACAGCUUCAACAGUCCCUCAGCCAUACUCCCAACUGUUGUUCUGUUUUUAUUUUCUUUCUGGGGUUUUUUUUGAUACUUUAAAAAAAAAAACACCAAAAAAAGAGGGUUAGAGCCGCAUUAAGCCUUUAUCUCUCCUUGUCCCAGUUUUUAUUUUUUAUUAAUGGGAUACCGACUGCCAGUUCUGCGAGAGAGGAGAUGUUCCCCCCUCUGCACCUGGAGGGAACAUCUCCAUCACAGCCACCGUCACGCAGCAGGCUGUUGGAAGUUUUGGACCCUUAUGUUCUCGACACAUGUUUUUGGCACGAUGGAUGACAAGAGAGCUACAAAGCGCCAGAAUAGUUCAUAAAGCACCUUGCGUCGUUGAUUUCUUUUUCUUUCUUUUUUCUUUCUC
Messenger RNA from Osmerus eperlanus (European smelt), 3473 nucleotides. It is a transcript of the gene sfswap, whose product is annotated as splicing factor SWAP. Gene Ontology annotation, biological process: mRNA 5'-splice site recognition; RNA processing. Bases 161 to 3016 code for a protein of 951 amino acids. The transcript is spliced from 18 exons. Gene Ontology annotation, molecular function: RNA binding. The record is from RefSeq and is a predicted model, not a curated record. NCBI's taxonomy places the organism in Eukaryota, Metazoa, Chordata, Actinopteri, Osmeriformes, Osmeridae.